This is a messenger RNA of Diabrotica virgifera virgifera (western corn rootworm), 1101 nucleotides long. Its product is annotated as RISC-loading complex subunit tarbp2-like. NCBI's taxonomy places the organism in Eukaryota, Metazoa, Arthropoda, Insecta, Coleoptera, Chrysomelidae. The coding region runs from base 105 to 1079 and encodes 324 amino acids. The record is from RefSeq and is a predicted model, not a curated record. The transcript has a single exon.
AAAAUGACAAUUGUUAUUUUAGACUUAAGUAUUUUUCGACAUUGCAUAGUGACAAUAUUAACUCUGUUGUGUGUUUGUACAUCAGAAUCUGUAAACUCAAAAAAAUGUCAAACCUAGUCAAAACCCCGGCAAUGGUACUUCAAGAACUAGCAACAAAGAAACGGUUUCCACCACCGCAUUACGAAAUUAUUAAUAGUGUCGCUGGAAGUCACAUCAAUAGAUUUGAUUAUAGAGUCAGAGUAGCUGGAGUGGAAGCCAUUGGUACUGGCUGCUCAAAACAAAUUAGUAAACAUGACGCUGCAUACAACGCACUAAAACUGUUAGAAAAGAGUGGUAUUUAUGACCCAAAAGAAAUACCUAUGAAGGAAUUUAAAGCCCCUAUUGUCCCAAAACAGAAUGAUUUACAAGCUGAUUGUGCUGUGUCUUCACCUGUUAACUUCGUAGCUCCUUUGAAAGACAUUUGUGCUGAAAAGAAACUUCAAGAUCCAGUGUUUAAGGAACUAUCAGUUGUUGGUCCAGCACAUUGUAUAGAAUUUACUUAUGAAUGUGCCGUAGGUUCUGUUAAAACUGUUGCGACUAGCACAACAAAAAAGAUGGCAAAACAAUUAGCAGCAAAUAAGAUGAUGGAAAAGUUAAAAGAUAUUCUACCGGAUUUAUUAUUAGAUGCUUAUAAGAAGGAAGCAUUACAACAGAGAGAUACACCUACAGAAACUAAUUAUUUUAAAAUUCUCGAACGUUACAAUAAGUUAUUCGGAAAAGUUAUAUCGGAUAAAAAAGUAAAAAUAAAGGAUUUUGCAUCUGUUUUCAGUAAACUGAUGAAAAAAUUUGAAAAAACCAGACAGGAUUUUGUUGAAGAUCUAUGUGAGAAGACAGAAGAAUAUCUAGUCAGAUUUUUAAACAAGAUGGAACUACAGCAUGAUAUUAUUCCCAUACAAGAAAAAUCUCCAAUUAUUGUCACUUUAUGUAUCAAUACUGAUGUAUCAUUUACUGCAAUGGGUGUAGGUCCGGAUUUCGAAGAGGCAAAAGAAGACGCGCUACAGCAGGCAUUUAUAAUGUUAGAUUGUUAUAUUAAAGAAUAGUUAUUGAAUAAAAAUUAUUUUU